This is a messenger RNA of Seriola aureovittata, 3358 nucleotides long. It is a transcript of the gene mfsd8l1, whose product is annotated as major facilitator superfamily domain containing 8-like 1. Gene Ontology annotation, molecular function: transmembrane transporter activity. The coding region runs from base 345 to 1850 and encodes 501 amino acids. The transcript is spliced from 12 exons. Gene Ontology annotation, biological process: transmembrane transport. NCBI's taxonomy places the organism in Eukaryota, Metazoa, Chordata, Actinopteri, Carangiformes, Carangidae. The record is from RefSeq and is a predicted model, not a curated record.
UAUAUGCGCAGGAGCGUCCCGGGUGCGUUUGCUUGUGCAAUGUUUGCAGGGCUGCGUUCUCAAGUUUAACCUGCUGAAAGAGUUUGCGACACCUCACGAACUGAAACCGUCGCAGUGCAUUUGUUAGGACAUGUAAAACAAUAUGUGUCUCUUUUUUAAGCGUUUUUCCUACUGGGAGCUGACAGGCUUGGUAGCAUUCCCUUGCUGUCGGCUGUAAUUGGAAGCAUCGCACUCAGGAUUAUGUCAGAUGCGGUUUUUUGUAGAGAGACAAGAAUUAAAAUGUAUCUUGAAGAAGAAUGAACGUGGACAGUCGAAGUAUAGAAAGGUUAUAGCAGACAAAUACGAUGGAUAAUCGACGAAAAAGGAAGCUGACAUUCUUCACCAUUGGGCUCAUUUUUCUUCUUAGCGGCGUGGAAUAUGCUGUGAUAUUGCCCACAAUAUGGAAGUACUUGCAGACUUUAGAUGCAGCACCUUACUUCCUGGGUUUGGCCCUGUCCGCAUUCAGCUUAAGUGGCCUCCUGUCAGGGCCGCUGUUUGGCCACUUGUCUGACAGUACACGAACAACCAAGAAGAUCAUCUUGUUUGCCAAUGUUUUUGAGAUAGUUGGUAAUUUCAUGUAUUUCAUGGGCUACUCCAAGUGGCUCUUACUGUCAAGCAGAUUGGUAGCGGGCAUUGGCACGGGUGCUGGCUCAUCUAUCUUUGGCUUCCUGACCCGAAGCACUGCUCCAGAGGACCGUGCUACAGUAUUUGCUGCUGUUAUGGCAUGUCGACAAGCUGGCCUUCUGAUUGGUCCAGCAUUUAACAUCUUCCUGAGGCUGUGUGAUUUCCACAUGGGCCCUUUUGUGGUUAAUAAAUACACUGCACCUGGGUUGUUCAUGUGCCUACUGUGGAUUCUCCUUCAGCUGGUGGUGGUCUUCAUGUACUGGGACCUACCACCUCUGGAGAGAAGGAAGGCACAGGAGAGUUCGACAAGCAAGAGCGGGGAAGAGGAGAAUGAGCAAGGGCUUGUGGAAGACGAAGAAGAGGACAAUGAUGAGGGAAAGCCGCUAAUGAGGUCCCAAGAGCUGGUGGGGUCUUACGGCUCAGUGGUGACACCCAACCCCUCAGGAAACAACAUCUCUGCUGCCUCCAGUGCCACGCUGAAUCACAUCUCCCCACCUCCCUCUCCAACACCAUCAGACACCCAAGAGUCCUCCAGCCCCUUUAAGAAUUUCAGCAUAUCCCGAGAGUUCCUGAGAGAAGAGGUGGUUGUGCUGCUGGCUGCUCAGUUCAUCACCCUCUUCAAUCAGACUGCAUUGGAGACCAUGGUGACUCCAUUGACUCAGAAGUACUUUGGCUACGGGGAGCUGGAGAACAGCGUCAUGUACUGUCUCUGCGGUGUGGAGGUGAUCGCCGGCUUCCUCUUUGUGCGUUGGCUGAGCCGGCGUGUCGCCGAACGGGUGGUCCUGGCCAUUGGUUUGAUCAUCUGCAACAUCUCUGGUGUCUGGUGCCUCAUCUUCCUGGCUAACCCACUAGGUGGUUUUCCAUGGCAGCUGACCGAGUUCGUCAUUGGGGUGUUUCUGCAGGUUUUGGGUUUGCCAUUUGUCGCUGUGGCUCAGGUUUCCCUCUUCUCCAAAGUCACUGCUGAGAGAACACAAGGAUUCAGUCAGGGAGUGCGUCGCUCAGUGGGAGGUCUAGCUACCAUCCUGGGCCCACUGUGGGCCGGUGGCCUCACUGAGAACAUGUAUAUCAUGUUGGGGGUGAUGAUGGCACUGCUGGCUCUGCUAACGAUGAUGCUGGCUUUCUCAUAUGAGCGUCUGGUUGAGCCUGCUGCUGAGGAGGAAGCUGACAGCCCAGACAGCUGUGGUUAAUCCAACAGGAAAAGUGGAUAUGGAAGCACACACCUUACCACCGCCAGAGUGUUUCCCUAAAGCUUGGACUCCUCAGCUUUUGUGUGCAGAGGCAGAUGAAAACACUGCUUUGCUGUAUAUGUAUAUUUCCCAUGGAAAUAUAGAAUCCUGAUCGCACCACAUGUGCAAGCUUUGGUUGAUAAUGGUUCCCGUCCUUUUGUGUUCUGCAGCACCAACUUGGUGCAUUACACAUUCUGCUUAACCCGUUAAAUGACUGUUAAAUUAAUUAACAUGCAAAAUGGUUGUGGAUUCGGCUGACCUCUUACUUUGUGCUGUAGGAGAAUCAAUUAGCUGUUUAGCCUUUUAUACUUAUUACCUCAUCUUCUGCACAAACAGGCAUUCAGAAUAUUUAUCAGCUCCCUGAACAGAACCUUUUUAUCUGUAAAGAGUUUCUUUGGCAUGUAGAAAAACAAGGCUUUAUUCUCCUCUUAAGUAAAAUACUCAAAAGAUUUGGCCAGACUUUUACUUAGCAGAUACAUCAGAUGGAUUUUAACCUUGAUCAAACAUUUUGACAAUCUGCUUCUUGAUUGACAAUCAUUUCAUCUACAUCUGAUAUAAAAAAGGUUUCUCCUUGAACACACCUAAAUAUUUACAAAAGCUCUCGCAUGUGAUUUUUGUGAUUCUUGGUUUGAUUCUUAGCAAAUUGUAUUUAUGCAUUUCAAAAUUUCAAAGUGGCCUCUAUCAUUGAAGCAAUGUGUUGGGUCAAUCUUUGUAAAAGAACUACUAACACUAACCCAAAAGAAUUGAAUUAAUGUGGAUUUUAAUAAAAUUCUCAGGGAAACGUCAAAUACUUGCAGUCUUGGUUGUGAAAACGGUCACAUUAGGAGAUAUUACACUUUGGCUCAACAUUAUCUAUUGGUAAAUUAAUUCUACAAAUAUUGGAAUCUGCCUUAUAAAAAAAUCUACAGAUAUCUCUCAAAACUUAAUUGAAGGAGGCUAUUAAAUUUUCAGAUCUGCCUGGUGUAAAGGCUGUUAAAUGAUGAAACAAGUUUCCCGCUUUGAAAAGAGCUGAGCAAUGCAAAUUUGUGGUACUUUGAUGGCGAUGUAGUACAUACUUUCAACACAGGUGGGUGCUCUCAGUCUUUUUUCCAAAGUAUAUGUUCCCCAUUACUGAUGAGUCUGAUGUGUUGAUGUGUGAUCCUCUUCAGCCAGAAAAUUCCAGUGCACUAUUACAAAAAAAAACACAUUUAGGGAAAAACAUCUAAUGGUUGUGUCAGGUGGUAACACAGAAAAACACAUAGCUAUCAGUCUAACAACAGUUUUUUUCCCUAAAAUGCUUUAGAUGUUUGUUUUUUAUAAUUUGUUCAAAUUUUAUAUUCAGACACCAAAAAUCUGUUAUGAACUGAGAAUAUUUAUUUCUUUAUUUAUUAUGUAUUUAUUUAUUAGAUCUUUUGUGGGCACCUAACAUGUACAUUAAUUUUUUGUACUCCUUGUCUCUAUACAAAAACAUAAACUUUCACCAUACUUGA